ACAUUCACUUCCGCCGUUGCAGUCGCCGCCCGCCUCGCUGCUGUCUGGCAGGGGAGGAGCCGGAGACUUGCGAGCCACGACUCUGGCUGUCGAGGUGGUCUGAGGUCCGCCCGAGAGCUCUGCUCCUUGCAAGAUCUUGCCGGUGUCAGCACGGGUUGCAGGUAAUCCAUGAGCCAGAGGGAAAGGAUUUCCAGUCAAAGGCAGACAACUUCCAAAGCGCCGAUGUACAGAUCAACCCCCAGCCAAACCAACAAGAGGAGCCGAUCGCCAUUUUCUACCACACGUCGGAGAUGGGAUGGCAGCACAAGCUCGGGAAGCAGCCUGAAUGUUGAUGAUGAGGACUGUUCCAGGUACCAACCAAGAGAGUACCGUGCUUCAGGUAGCAGAAGAGGAUUGACUUAUGGACAUGUUGACUGUUUGGGGGCAGAUGAUAGUGAGGAGGAGGGGGCUGGGCCUGGUGAGAUUGUGCCGGUGAGAGGGAAGACUGGCAAGUUUAAAGAUGAGAAUCUGUAUGAUCAAGAUAAAGGUGUGAGGUCUUUGCCUGGUGUGACCACACAGUUUUCUGAUUUUAACCAUGAUGUGAGAGAGGAGCUUGGCAAACUUGACCCAGAUCCUGGGGCAAGAUGCUCUACCAGUAGGGCUGAGUUCCUGCAACAGAAUAGAAUGGGGUCACAGGCCCACAUUGAAAGCAAGAUAGCCACAAAUAGCCAUGUUGAGAGGGAGAGAUGGGUACAGAAUGUACCCAUCUGCCCCAGCAGGGCUCCUGUAAGUAUUUGUGGUGGUGGGGAAAACCCCCAACAGAGUUCAGAAGAACCGGUAGUGAGACCCAAAGUCAGAAAUCUAGCCAGCCCAACCUGCAUAAAGCCAAAAGUAUUCUUUGAUACCGAUGAUGAUGAUGAUAUGCCACAUAGUACUUCUAGGUGGAACAACACUGAUGAAGGCCGCUCAGAUGGCUUAGCAAGAAGAAGCAGAGAAGAAAGUUCAAUUAGCUACUCUGAGCUGAAAUACCCCGAAGACAAGAGAGAUGGCAGAAAUGAGCAAGUGAAGCCAGAAAAAUUGCAGAGACAACGUCGAUCCAUGGCUGACCCUGAUUUCUGGACGCACAGUGAUGACUACUACAGAUUCUUUGAGGAGGAUGAUGAUGAUGACGAUGACUCCGAUAGUGAUAGAGAAUGGAUUGAGGCUCUGCGACAGAAAUAUCGAGUUCGUGGGCACACUCUGUCCUCCAGUGGUGGAAGUUGGGAAACUCUGCCAGGGAGAGAAGAACCUGAACCUGAUCAAGCCAGAGUGAAUACCAGUACUGGUGACACCCCCAGUGCCACUGAUGCUUCUGGCAGCAAUGUCAGCAGUGAGCUCACAGAAGUUCAAACACCUCUUCAGGAAGAACAACAGGCAUCCCCAGAAGGUGAAAUCCCUUGGCUUCAAUUUAAUGCACAUGAGAGCAGCAGUGAGGGUGAGAAUGAUUCUGGUCAGGAUCUUUUGCAGUCUGGAGUAUUCAUGCUUGAUGGAAAUAAUAACCUUGAAGAUGACUCUAGUGUCAGUGAAGACCUUGAAGUAGAUUGGAGCCUCUUUGAUGGGUUUGCAGAUGGUCUUGGGGUGGCUGAAGCCAUUUCAUAUGUGGAUCCUCAGUUCCUUACAUAUAUGGCUCUCGAAGAACGCCUGGCUCAAGCUAUGGAAACAGCACUUGCUCACUUGGAAUCUCUGGCAGUGGAUGUAGAGGUAGCAAAUCCGCCAGCAAGCAAGGAGAGCAUCGAUACUCUCCCUGAAAUUCUAAUCACAGAAGAUCACACCACAGUGGGAGAGGAAAUGUGCUGUCCAAUAUGCUGCAGUGAAUAUGUGAAGGGAGAGGUGGCAACAGAGCUCCCUUGUCACCAUUAUUUUCACAAGGCAUGCGUUUCUAUCUGGCUUCAGAAGUCAGGCACCUGUCCUGUGUGCCGCUGCAUGUUUCCUCCCCAGCUGUGAGGCCAAAGCUCUUUACUUUGGUCUGAUGAUGGUUUUCCCCAUCUGAAAAAUCCACCAUACUGCAGGAGCCCUUUCAGAAUUAACAAUUAAAAUCAAAUCAGUCGAUUAAUAUACAACUGUUGAUUCCUUGUGAUUUCUAUUGUGAAAGGAGUCUUGUGUGUACUAUUUCAUUUAAAAAUCAUAUGAUCUCUUAGGAGUUAGAAGGGAAAAUUAAACUUUCAAAAUUCUACUUGGAACUUCAAAAAUAGGGUCUGUUUUCUAACCUGAAACAUUGAAAUAAGUUCAGUUGUUUUCUUCAGUAGAAUAUAUUGCUGUUAACUGUAAGGUCAAGUUUAUCUGUUAACAAUGUCCAAAUGGUAUCAUCAUUUCUGUUGCAUGUUAAGGAUUAAUGUUCCUGUAAUACCAGUGCCGUAAAUUCUUAUUAAAGGUCUUUUGGUUUUACACUG
This is a messenger RNA of Sorex fumeus (smoky shrew), 2408 nucleotides long. It is a transcript of the gene PJA1, whose product is annotated as praja ring finger ubiquitin ligase 1. The transcript is spliced from 2 exons. The record is from RefSeq and is a predicted model, not a curated record. The coding region runs from base 169 to 1962 and encodes 597 amino acids. NCBI's taxonomy places the organism in Eukaryota, Metazoa, Chordata, Mammalia, Eulipotyphla, Soricidae.